AUGUCUCAUGCAUCGCCAUCAAACCCGACCGCCAUCCUGUGGGACUGGGAUCAAACAGAUCUCGCAGACGUCGUCAACGAAAUGCGGCGACUGUUGAGCAGCCCAACGCAACUUACCGCCAUCAGACAUUUCAGGCUGCGCGGUGUGAGAGCAGCGCAGGAUCUCCACGCUUCUUUGCUGGCAGAGAAUCUCACCACGAGCGAGAAGGCCGCCAUUAAGUCAUGGAUCCGUCAAUCCAACUUGCCAUCCGAAAGGUCCGCACCAAUCUUGCAAGAACCCGAGGUGUCGCUUGCACACGCCACCGCCAUUCUGUUAUCAAGGCUCUCGGGCCUCAGAAGUCUCGAGCUGCAGACCUUUGACCGAGAUGACGACGACGAGUGGACCCAGUCUCGCCCACCUGGUGAUCCCUUGCUGUCACUUUUAAGCCAAUUGCUUAUAUCAAGCAGUGGCAGCGGCUCUUCUUUCAACGGCAUUGAAUCAAUCAAGGUUCUAGUUCCGACGACCCCAGCCGAGGACUCCGGAAGUGAAUUAGACUACUACGUCUAUGCAGAAAAUGUUGCCCCGUUUUUUUACCUCCCGCAAAUCCGAAGUCUGGAGCUUCAUCGAGUGGAAGACGGAGGCAAACUCAUCGACUGGCCAGCUUCUCGUCCGAGCCCAACAGCCACGACACUGGAGGAGCUUGUCCUGAGCAAAUGUCAGUUCUCCGAGAAAAGCUUCGACCAACUGCUGCGAGCGUCCCCGAAUCUCAAAACUCUCCGUUGCGAAUUCGUCAUUGAUGCUGAGUACGCAACGGCAUGGCUCGAUCUGAGCCUGUUGAGAGAUUCGCUCAGCACGCUGAAAGCCUCCCUCGAGGAGCUCUCCUUUGUGCUGACGCUGUGGACAUCCACAGCCAUUGAUUGCGGCGAGCUUGGGCCCUGGGGGAUUCGCGGUUCGUUCGGAUCACUCAAGGACUUGUCACGACUUACCCGUCUUUCCAUCUCACUGCCGGUCCUCCUGGGCUGGAAAACAGAGGGCUCGUCGAAGCUCGAGGAUGUCCUUCCCGAUGGCCUCCAGGCAUUGACCAUCACCAACGAAAUGUUUUUUUGGUGGCACUACCGGUGGGACGACCUUGAUUGGGAAGACGACGACCCUGUCGUUCCCAUGUGGGCAUCGCUCGAGACAAAGAUUACUGAGUACCUAAAGAGUCGGCCUCAGCACUUGAAGGAAUUGAGGUUGGAGAUUUCAACGGUGGGCGAGGAGGAGAGGGCUGAGUCGUUGAAGGCGAGAUUGGUCGCUAGCGGAGGAGAUGCUGGAGUAGAGGUCACGGUAGUAUUGAAGCCAUGA
Colletotrichum orchidophilum is the source of this 1323-nucleotide messenger RNA. RefSeq lists its product as uncharacterized. NCBI's taxonomy places the organism in Eukaryota, Fungi, Ascomycota, Sordariomycetes, Glomerellales, Glomerellaceae. The coding region runs from base 1 to 1323 and encodes 440 amino acids. The transcript has a single exon. The record is from RefSeq and is a predicted model, not a curated record.